This is a messenger RNA of Radiomyces spectabilis, 421 nucleotides long. RefSeq lists its product as uncharacterized. Gene Ontology annotation, molecular function: nucleic acid binding. The record is from RefSeq and is a predicted model, not a curated record. Bases 46 to 318 code for a protein of 90 amino acids. NCBI's taxonomy places the organism in Eukaryota, Fungi, Mucoromycota, Mucoromycetes, Mucorales, Radiomycetaceae. The transcript has a single exon.
GAGCAGCAUAUACUCGAAACCCAGAAGUACGGUAAAGGUUCCGUCAUGGUUUGGGGAUGCUUUUGGGAAGGCAGACUCGGUCCUUUAGUCACUCUCACUUGCAAUGUCAAUCAAGACAAGUAUAUUGACUGCCUGACCAACAAAUUUCUUCCCUGGUAUCAGGAAAGAACUGGAAAGGAACUUAUAUUCCAAGAAAACGGCGCUCCGUGUCAUACUGGUGGUUAUGCCGCCUGGCAGCACAGAGCCCAGAUCUCAACCCAAUCGAGCAUCUUUGGGCUUAUAUUGCGUAUAAGCCUCGCAGCAAACGUGACGAACUGACAAGCGUGGCUCACAUCGAAGCCUUCGUCCACAAAACCUGGUGGGGGAUCUCACCUCUUCUUCUGGAAAAUUUUAGUUUCCAGUCUGCCCCACAGGUGCCGCG